AGUACUCGCACUCUCAGCGAAAAAGAAAUAAUGAAGAAGCUGAGAUGGGCUACGGACGGCGGAUUCUGGGAGGUUGACCUAUCCACGGCGGUGACUGUUGACGGAGUAGCUCGGCCGGCGCCGGAGGAUCCCAUACCUUUAGGGUUGAGCCGUGGGACAAGGUUGUCUCGUCCCAAGCAGAUUGAUUUCUUCCAGAGAUUCAUGUCUAUGCCCUUUGUCCCCUCUUUCUCCAAUUCCAACGGACUCUCUUUCCACCGCCUUAUCUCUCUCCCUCUCCCUCCCGACACCUGGUUUUCAACAUUGGUUGGACGCUUCGAUGUGCGCAAGUUCACAUCUUCUCUCCCACCAAGGCAAAGGCCAAGGCAACAACAAGAGGACUCCGAUGCUUCUUUUUUGCAUACUGUUUGGACACAUCUUUUGAACCCAGGCUUCUAUGCUCUCAAUUUCUGCUCCGAAUGGCUGUUAACACCUGAAGAUACACUGCUACUCAGCCUCGAAAAACACGGUAGCAGCCACGACACCAUUCCUAGGAAGAAGGCUGUACUUCAUCACAAGUUCUUCGAUCAUAAUCUCACUAUCGAGGCAGCUUCUCCCACACUCUUUGUCGAUAGUCUUGGCAAUUACUGGGAUGUUCCCUUCACAUUGGGGCUGGAUUUUGCAUCACUACCUUCUUCUGAUUCUGGGAUGAGCUCUCAUUUCUGCAUCAACCAUACUUCAGGUUCCCCCCAUAAAUAUGAUACGACCCCUGUAUCCGUACCCGUACCUCCUAGUUUGCUUCCUGGUUUGUGCGCCAAAUGUGCCGUUUCCUUCAAGAACAACUUUGACAUUUGGAGGAGCCAAGCACCAAAGACGAAAUUGGUGCAACCCUAUGAUAUAUUUCUCUCUAAUCCUCAUAUUUCAGCAUCCGCAAUCAUAGGAACUGUAAUAACUGCAUCCCUUGGAGAGAAUUCUGUUAGAGCCAAGGCAGCAGAUGGAUGGUUUGGAUUUCAAGCCAAAGGACCAAAUUCUGCCAUUUCAGCUGAUCUUUUUGCAACUGCAUCACUCUCCGCUCAACAUGGAAAUUUCCAGAAGCUCUUUUUGGACCUUACCCGUAUUAAUGCACGUGUAGAUGUUCCUUCCAUGUCAAAAUUUGUAGUUGGUGCCUCUCGAUUAGCUGUGGACCUCUACAAUUCUCGUCAAGCACCAAGUGUCGAAGCAAUCCAGUUUAUCUGUCCUUCUGCCAGCCUUUCAAUUCAGCAGCAGAUUUGUGGACCUUUGAGCUUUAGAAUUGAUUGUGGGGUGAGUGUUGAUAUGACGAAGAAGAAAGAAUGGUGGUAUAUGAAUGUGAUAAAUGAUCCUGUUUAUGCCGCUGAAUAUGCAUUACAAGUUCUUGGUUCUGCAAAAGCUGUAGCCUGGUAUUCCCCCAAACAAAGAGAGUUCAUGAUUGAACUCCGAUUCUUCGAGACAUGAUUUACUUGAAUUGGUUCACUUCUUUCUCUAAACCAUUUUUUAAUGUAACUUGUUUUAGUCCAAAAUAGCUUUUACAUUCACUCCAACCAUUAAUUGGAAUGUAUUUUUUUGUAAUUGUUUUUUUAGUAGUAUAUGAGUUAAUUGUUGUAGGUGUUGUAUUGGAUGCCUAACGUUGCUCGACAAUGUUGUUCCAUGACA
This is a messenger RNA of Erythranthe guttata (spotted monkey flower), 1647 nucleotides long. The record is from RefSeq and is a predicted model, not a curated record. NCBI's taxonomy places the organism in Eukaryota, Viridiplantae, Streptophyta, Magnoliopsida, Lamiales, Phrymaceae.